Messenger RNA from Aspergillus alliaceus, 819 nucleotides. RefSeq names its product enoyl-CoA hydratase/isomerase family protein. Gene Ontology annotation, molecular function: delta(3)-delta(2)-enoyl-CoA isomerase activity; enoyl-CoA hydratase activity. Gene Ontology annotation, biological process: fatty acid beta-oxidation. The record is from RefSeq and is a predicted model, not a curated record. The coding region runs from base 1 to 819 and encodes 272 amino acids. Gene Ontology annotation, cellular component: peroxisome. NCBI's taxonomy places the organism in Eukaryota, Fungi, Ascomycota, Eurotiomycetes, Eurotiales, Aspergillaceae. The transcript is spliced from 2 exons.
AUGGCCCUUUUUACUCGCUCAGUUUCCUCAGGGGUGUAUUUUAUCUGUGCUAUGCCCCUUGAAAACGUGUACUUUCUUGUUUUUGAGUCCCCACCCGACAACAACCUUUCACCAUCCUUCCUUGACACGUUUGCGAGUUGUCUCCAAACGAUUAAAGAAAGCUACCCGCCUGGCGUGCUUGUUACUGCAAGCAGAAAUCCACAUUCCUACUGCAGAGACGUCCCCUCAAACGCUGAUGAGCAGUGGGAGCGCCAAGCAUGGCCACUAUUGACACAGAUUCUCACGUACCCCAUGCCAACAAUCGCAUUUAUCAAUGGCCGUGCUGUUGGUCUGGGUUUUCUUUUCGCUCUAUGCCAUGACUUCCGCAUCCAAUCCAAGUCUAAUUCUACGUUGUGCAUGUGUGAAAAUCCGUCCACUGUGAAUAUUGCGCCUCGAAUAGACCUUAUAAAAGCCAUCCUACCACGCUCUACAGUCAAUUUUUCGGCGUUUGCUAAUGGAAACCCUUUACAUGCCCGCGAAUCUCUCAAGCGAGGGCUGGUAGACAAAAUUGGACACGUCGAGGAAAUCUUUGAAUUUAUCAAGGACCGGAAAUUAUUGGAAGCUGCACGUGCCCCGGCUUACAGCGAGAGUAAAAUGACGUUAAAGCGCGAGGCUAUUCGCGUACUAGACUCAAUCAAGAUGGGGCGUUAUUCGACAGGCCGUUGUGACAGUAAACGCCUAAACGCUGGUUGCCAAGCCCAGACGGUUUCAUUUCAGGAAGCCCCAGCUCUGACUCCGUCAAUAGUGGUUUCAGGUGCACACUAUCUAUGUCUGCUGUAG